Gigantopelta aegis is the source of this 806-nucleotide messenger RNA. Its product is annotated as tumor necrosis factor receptor superfamily member 6-like. NCBI's taxonomy places the organism in Eukaryota, Metazoa, Mollusca, Gastropoda, Neomphalida, Peltospiridae. Gene Ontology annotation, cellular component: external side of plasma membrane. Gene Ontology annotation, biological process: regulation of cell population proliferation. The coding region runs from base 249 to 806 and encodes 185 amino acids. The transcript has 5 exons. Gene Ontology annotation, molecular function: signaling receptor activity; cytokine binding. The record is from RefSeq and is a predicted model, not a curated record.
AUGACUUUUCACCGGAUAUGACUUUUAUGGUUCCGUAUAUCUAUAUAUUUCAUUGCUAUGUAUAUAAUAAAUAUACAUAUGUGUUAAAAUAAUAACCGGUGAAUUAAUGGAUGAUAGUUUAAAACGUCAUCAAAAACGGGUGCACAAAAGGAGCUAAUUUCCACCCGGAACUGGUGUAAGAUGGGUAUUUUGUCUUGUCAUGGAAGACCACUCCGUGGAAACAUCUAGAACUAGCAUUGGAAGGAGUGAUGAAGAUGAUAAACAGUUUGAAAGGUCUUGUCAGUUUAACAGCAAUAAUUAUUUGUUGUGUUCCAGUUGAGACGCCUAGUUCUAUUAAGGACGUUUCUCAAACAUACACCAGUGAAGACAAUACCAUCUGUAAGAAGUGUCCUCCGGGAAAGUAUGUGGCAGAAGAUUGUCAUUUACAUUUCACCGAAGGGACAUGUAUUGAGUGUCCUGAUGGAACAUUUUCUUCACAAUACACAAAGGCAAAAUCCUGUGAGAAAUGUCGUCAGUGGUGUCCACAUGAACACCAAAUUCCGACGAACUGCACUAAAACGGAAGACAUUACGUGCACGUGUGAGCCAGGCUACAAGCUGGUGGUGGACGAUGUCAUCAUUAGAGAGCAGCACUGUCAGAAGAUAGAAACGCCAGAUACCAAGGACCAGAAGAACGUUACGGACUCUCCGAAGAGGUCGGACCAGGGCAGCAAGGAUCAUAACGAUGUCAGUCAAGGUGUUACACUGUCGUCGUCUUCCUUCUGUGUUGUCUUCCUGCUGCUCCUGGCCAUCUGUAUCCAGCUUUAG